Molecule: messenger RNA, 158 nt
Organism: Dentiscutata heterogama
Lineage: Eukaryota; Fungi; Glomeromycota; Glomeromycetes; Diversisporales; Gigasporaceae
Source: the annotation of a GenBank genome assembly
AAACAAAUACUCAUAAACUAUAUCCUCUUUUGCAAGCUCUACAAGAAAAGUAUAAAAAAUUGCCAGAACACCAACAAAUUGUUUAUACUAGAGAAAAACCUUCUAGUGUCAAACUAAUAAUUCAACUAAAAGAGAUCCCUCUGGGUUUAAGUUUGUAG